Molecule: messenger RNA, 297 nt
Organism: Soboliphyme baturini
Lineage: Eukaryota; Metazoa; Nematoda; Enoplea; Dioctophymatida; Soboliphymatidae
Source: the annotation of a GenBank genome assembly
AUGUCGUUCAUCAUUGCCCUGACGAAGAGCAUUCCAGUCCAUGUAGACUACGAAGGUCAACGGCUUGCCGAGAGAAUAUUUCAGGUGAUCAUCACCGUCAUGGCGGUGAUUGGAUUCGCUGCCGGCUACAUUGUGCAGCGUUUCUCGUGGACCAUUUAUUCGGUGUUGUUCGGCUUUGUCUUGUCGUGCGCACUCAUUCUGCCUCCUUGGCCGUAUUUGCGAAGACAUCCGCUUCAGUGGCUAAAAUCUACCGAAGUCCCAUCAUCGGCAGAGAGUAAAAAGCGCAAAACGAAAUGA